Mycotypha africana is the source of this 4926-nucleotide messenger RNA. RefSeq lists its product as uncharacterized. Gene Ontology annotation, molecular function: transcription corepressor activity. Gene Ontology annotation, cellular component: Sin3-type complex; chromatin. Gene Ontology annotation, biological process: negative regulation of transcription by RNA polymerase II. The coding region runs from base 354 to 4769 and encodes 1471 amino acids. The record is from RefSeq and is a predicted model, not a curated record. The transcript has 9 exons. NCBI's taxonomy places the organism in Eukaryota, Fungi, Mucoromycota, Mucoromycetes, Mucorales, Mycotyphaceae.
UUUCUCUUUCCCUUUUUUUUUUUUCCGUAGGAUAUUGAAUAAAACGACAUCCAUAAUUACAGUCUAUACACACUGUGUAUACCGUAUUCAAGCAGCUUAAGAAUUAGAGCAAGGAAAACAUAUAGUUCAAAUGUCUUCUCCUCUUCAACCACCUCCACCAAACAUGCGGUAGUAUCGCCCAUAAGGUUCUCUUUUCUUUACGUUAACAAAUAUGUUUUACUCAUCACUCCUUUUCAACAUUGCUUUAUUUUACUAGGUCACCUUCUGUCUCAUCGCAACCACCUAUUUCUCAACCUAACGCUAAUGCAUUACCAUCUCCCUAUGCUCAUCACCUUACGCCACCUAAUUUACCAAUGGCAACUAGUCAGCCGCCUACAAGCCAGCAGCCAAAUACCACCAGUAGUAAUGUUUCACUACCUCCUCCUUCAAGAGUUACUGAACUUCCCUCUCUAUUAUCUUCUUCUUCACCACGUGGUACUUCGCCUUCAUAUCUCUCACAGCAACAACAGCAUCGUCAACAUCCGUCUUUACCUCCUGCUAGCUCAUUUUCUACUGAGCAGCAGCUUCCCAGUAAAGGUGGCCAUAAUGCACCCAAUAGUAGUAGUAAUCCUGUAUUACCACCUAUCUCGCCACGUAAUUCUUCAACCUCCCCCUAUACUGAGCGUAGAUCAAGUAUCGUCCAUCCACCUCCACCUUCCUCUAUCCAACCACCACCACCGCCACCACCAUCGAACUCAUCUCCAUCCUCUUCAUCACCCCAUCCACAAGUUCAACCACAGCAACAGCGGUCUUCUCCAGCACCUGCAAUCGCAGUUCCCGCGCCUCCAACGCAACCCAUGAUGCCUGCUGCGAAUACGAAUAGCGCUAAUGCUGCUUCUGUUGCUGCAGAGGGUAAUUACCGUCCCCUGAAUGUCAGAGAUGCUUUGACCUACCUUGAUCAAGUCAAAGUUCGAUUCUCAGAUCAACCAGAUGUUUACAACCGCUUUUUGGAUAUAAUGAAAGAUUUCAAAAGUCAGGCUAUUGAUACACCUGGUGUUAUUGAACGUGUGUCUACGUUGUUCCAAGGUCAUCCUGCAUUGAUAUCAGGUUUUAAUACCUUUUUACCACCCGGCUACCGUAUUGAAUGCUCUACAGAUCCCCGUGAACCAGAUUUGAUCACCGUCACAACCCCCAAUGGCGUUACAACUACAACUACAGGAGGAGGAAAUAAUCGACUUCGUAUGGAAGCAAUGGAGAACUCCUCCAUGCAUGGACACCCCUCGUUACCGCCCUCAAACAGCAAUGUUGCACCACCAUCGCUUCCACAGGCUCAUCAUGCAGGGCUUCCUCCUCCAAACCAUCAACAUCACCAUCACCAUGGUCACCCUCCUCCACCCCCUUCACAUCAUCAGCAUCCACAUCAAGGACCUCCGCCACCUCCAUCGCAAUCGUACUAUCCCUAUAGUCAUCAUAUGCAUCAACCACCACCUCCACCUCCCAUUCAGCAACAACAGCAACCUCCUCCCUCUUCUAUGCCCCCUCCGCCUCACCCGUCUAUGAUGAGCCAACCAUUGUAUCAUCAUCCACAGCAACACCAACCGCAACACCCGCCCCCGCCCCUCCGUGCACAGCAUACACAACAACAACAACAACAACAACAACAACAGCAACAGCAACAGCAACAGCAGCAACCUGCUUCUAUCGGCCAUCCACAGCCUCCACCCCCAACCAUUUCUCACCACGGCGGUGUUGUGAGCAGUCCAACCCCAUCCACCAUCUCCGAGAAGCGUUCUCCCAUUGAAUUCAAUCAGGCCAUCAACUAUGUCAACAAAAUCAAAAAUCGAUUUGCGAAUGAGCCAGAAGUCUACAAACAAUUCCUUGAAAUAUUACAAACAUAUCAAAAGGAUUCUAAACCUAUUCAAGACGUAUAUGCUCAUGUUCAAUAUCUUUUUAAUGGAGCGCCGGAUUUGUUGGAUGAGUUUAAGCAGUUUUUGCCCGAUAUCACUGGACAAUCACCCAGCGUAUUAUUCGAUACCAUGUCAUCUCCCAACUUUUAUAAUAACACGGCUACAACCACUGCGGGUAAUAAACGUGGUGCUGAACUGCCUCCAGCAAAUGGUAUACUUCCUCCUGGAAAGAAAAAGAGAACCACACAUCAGUUGCUUUUUAAGGGAAAUACAAAGAAAUCCAAAUUAUAUCAAAAAGAAGUGGCACAAGGUGGUAGUGUCGUGGGUGGACAUGGUCCUGGGGUGAAUGCUGAUGUAGCUAUGCGUGAUCCUUAUAGCUAUCCCAGUUCGCCUUUCGAUCCUGUUCGACCCUCCGUUUCAUCAGAAGAAAUUGAGCUCUUUGAUCGCAUUCGCAAACACAUCGGCAAUAAGCCUUCUUAUGAGGAAUUUUUAAAGACAUUGAACCUGUAUACAGAGCAAAUCUUGGACUUGAAUACUUUGGUGCAGCAAGUAGGCAUUUUUAUUGGAAACAAUAAGGAACUGUAUGAUUGGUUUAAAGCCAUCGUGGGUUAUGAGCCCAAGGAGCAUCCUAUAGAGAAACCUGCUAAUCCUGUACCAAAGCCAGACCUUGCUCAUUGCAAAGCAACACUAGAGAGUCCUAGUUACCGUAUUGUACCCAAGGAGUGGCAAACACAACCUUGCUCUGGAAGGGAUCAAAUUGCCUGGGAAGUACUCAAUGAUGAAUAUGUGUCCCAUCCCAUCUGGGCGAGUGAAGAUGACGGUUUCGUCGCCUCCAAAAAGAGUCAAUAUGAAGAGGCGAUGCAUCGUUGUGAGGAAGAACGUUAUGACUAUAAUAUGCAUAUUGACGCUAAUUUGAAUGUCAUUGCUCUGUUGGAACCUAUCAACCAGAAAAUUGAGAUGAUGACACCUGAAGAACGUGCUAAUUUCACUCUCAAACCAGGAUUGGGUGGUCAAACCGUCACUAUUUAUGAGCGUAUCAUCAAAAAAAUAUAUGAUAAGGAACGUGGAAGUAAGAUUAUUGAAAUGUUAUAUACAAAUCCUGCUCAAGUUAUACCCAUUUUAUUGAGACGUUUGAAGAUAAAGGAUGAGGAGUGGAAGAAAGCUCAGCGCGAAUGGAACAAGAUAUGGCGCGAAAUGGAUGCCAAGAACUUUUACAGAGCCUUAGAUUACCAAGGUAUUACCUUCAAGAGUACCGAUCGUAAGGCCAUGGCACCCAAAGCGCUUGUGAGCGAAAUUGAAAGUCUUCAAGAAGAAAAAAAGAUGAAAGACAACAGCUUCCUUUCCUGUAAAGCUCUGCCCACCACCGAAAAUUACCAGUUCAAAUUUCCCUUCGAAAAUACCGAAGUUUUCAAAGACGUUACCCGUGUUAUUUAUUCUUAUAUCGAUCGGCAGUCUGGUUUUAGUGGUCAGGACCGCGAAAAGAUAAGAACCUUCAUUAAAUCCUUCAUUCCACUUUGUUUCCAAAUUGAUAACGUUGUGCCAGAGGGAUUGCCAAACUAUGAAGAUAUGGAUGAGGAUGAAGUAGCAGAGGACGACGAUGAUAACAAUUCGACUGACACAAACGAUUCUGAAUCUGACAUGGGACGUUCACCCAGUAAACGAAGCCGGUCACCCUCUCGUCGCCGAUCGGGUAGAAGUAACCGCUCACAAGCCGACGAGGAACACACCAUGGAUUUGUUGCGCGACGUUUUGACAAAAAAUCAAAAUGCUAUUGACGAAAAAACAAUCCUAUCCGGUGCUCGUUCAAGAUCACCAACGCCUGCUUCUAAUGCAGACUCUACUAGUAAGCAAAUCGAAGAAACACAGGUCAAGGCCGAGGAAGAUGAAUCGAAUAAUGCUCUCGCGGCGAAAAUGAAUGAGGAUGCCGACAUGAUGGAAGCUUCAGCUUCUUCAUCCUAUGCAGCCUCCAGCACUGCAACUAACACCGAGCCAGCCGGCAAAGACUUAUUAGCAGUCGCAGCUGCAGCUAUUGCACCUGGAGUGAAGGAAAGAACAUUAUAUAGCUUCUUCUGUAAUACAACCUUCUAUUGUUUUUUUAGACACUAUGAGAUGCUCUAUUCAAGACUUGCAAGGCUUCAUUCUCUUAAUGAAAAGAUGAAGCAAGACCCUAAUAUGGGCAAACGCGUCAACAAAGUGGCUCGCGAUCUUGGUUUAUACAGUAGUCGUUUUGAUGAUGUUGACGUAUCAAAAGGAUAUUACAACUUCAUUCUGGAACUUAUUGAUCGUUUCUUUGAUAAUGAUGUUGAUCAGCAAGUUUUUGAAGAAUAUUCUCGUUACAUAUUUACAACUGACGCCUACCUUAUUUUCACAAUUGAUAAACUUGUUCAUUCGAUGAUUAAGCAGAUUCAAGCCAUUACAGUUGAUCCCAAGUCGGUCGAGCUGAUUCGAUUAUUCCGCAGUGAUAAAGCUUUAGAGGCCAUGUCACCCAGGAUUUUAUCCGUUUACCGUUUAAAAGCUGAAGAUAUUGUUGGUUCUGAGGAAAAUUUAUACAGAAUAAACUUUAACAAUGAACUCAAAGUGAUGACUAUCCAACUGAUCGGUUCCGAUGAUUACAUGAUGGAACCAACAGCAGAGGAUAAGUACGAGGAUUACGUUGCAAGCUACAUGGAUUGGGUGAACACUACAGAAGGUGUGGAUACUUCAAACAUGACGCCAACCUUUUUAACACGUAAUCUGAGGCCACAAGAUGAGCAUUUAAACAAGAUCUUAGUUCGCUCCAAACUACAAUAUAAGAUCGAUCAAAGCUCUUAUCAUAUGUAUUAUAUCGUUGGUUCUGAGGAUGCAUUUGUACGUCCUAAACCGCAGCCUAAGAAGAAGGACUGAGAAGGGCUAAUUGAUAGUUUAUUUAUUAUAUAAUUAUCCAGAACAUCCCCUACCACUUUUUGUUAAUAGUAAUCAUUUUUUUUCUAAACAGUUUAAAUUACAUGAAUUAAAAUAUCAAGUCAUUAAUAUUAUACCGCUUCGAUCCUGUUAGAAGCUU